Macrobrachium nipponense is the source of this 1829-nucleotide messenger RNA. RefSeq lists its product as uncharacterized. The record is from RefSeq and is a predicted model, not a curated record. The transcript has 3 exons. NCBI's taxonomy places the organism in Eukaryota, Metazoa, Arthropoda, Malacostraca, Decapoda, Palaemonidae. Bases 1 to 735 code for a protein of 244 amino acids.
AUGGCAGACGAGGUGGCAGCCAUCAACAUCCAUACGGAGCCCAUGGCCAUUGGAGACGAGGUAGGUGGUGAGUUUUUUUUUAACUUUAGCCGGUGUACUCAGAUAGAAGUUGCACAUGCCGCUAGUGUAUGUGAACGUACCGUAAAUGAUUGGUACAACUUUUGUCGGGAAGUUAUAUUACAUCAUAUUGAACAUAGUAGUACUCCAAUAGGUGGGCCCGGCAAAAUCGUCGAAAUUGACGAAGCCAAGUUCGGGAAACGAAAAUACAAUAGAGGGAGGUACAUUGAAGGAGUGUGGGUGUUCGGCGGGUUCGAACGUGAUUCCAAAAAAACGUUUAUGGUCCCGGUACCCGACCGUUCACGGGAAACGUUAGUUGCCCAAAUACGGAAGUGGAUAUUACCGGGAACCAAGAUCAUCAGCGACUGUUGGGCAGCAUACUCCCAGUUGCAACUGGAGGGCUACACGCAUGAAACCGUGAACCACUCCAAAAAUUUCGUGGAUCCCGAAACUGGGGCAUCAACCCAGAACAUCGAACGUUGCUGGAGGGACGCGAGGGCUGACGUACCUAAAUACGGCAGAAGGGAGGACUCGUUCGUUAAGUACCUGGCAAACCAUCUCUUCCGCCGAAAAUAUCCAAAGUACGAAGCCCGGUUUCACGUGUUCAUGCGUGCGGUCGCGAACCUGUACCCACCUCCCGUUUCCCCCGCCGAGCACGAAUUUGACGACUCCCAAUAAUAAGGUAAGUUAAUUGAUGUCUGUAAGUUAAGGUAAAUGUUUUCUGGUUAAGGGUCAAAGCGUUUAGGUAGUAAAUAGCAGAUAAGUGUUCUUAUUGGCAAGCGGAAGACAGGGCCGGUGACCAUUUCCGAACAUUCACUUACCCUAACAGCCCACGUGUUCGAACUGUGAACUCGGCCAAAACAGUAAUCAUGGCAUUCUAGAAAUUACUAAGUUUUUACAAGUAACAAUGGAUGUUAAAAAUUAUCGAUAAAAAGGUAUACUACUAGAAUGUUGUAGGCUAACAGCCCAUGUGUUCGAACGGUAAAACUUUACAAAUGUAGUGGUCUUAUUGGUAAGUCGUAGACAGGGCCGCACAUCAUGUCCGCACCUCCGAACCUCCGCGUAGGCUAUCAGCCCAUGUGUUCGAACUACUAAUCUUUAACUGCAUGUUAUCGAAAAUUAGGCCAAAACAUACGUUUUUCGUGUGUUUUUUGGCGCUUCAUACCUAACACGUAGCCUAGGCCAGCCAUGUCCGAAUGCGGGAUGUUUCUUAGGUAGGCAAGAAACAUCUUAGGCUAGCGGUGUCAGUUUGUAUGUAGAGUAAGGGGUCAGCCUCACCGCCGUUUUCGUGGGUUUCCCAGUGUUAAUUGGGUUUGUAUGUAGAGUAAGGGGUCAGCCUCACAGCCGUUUUCGUGGAUUUCCCAGUGUUAAUUUUUGUCGUCUCUGUUUCCCCCCACCCAAAAACCCCGGUUUCCCAAUAGGUCCCCCCUUACCGUUUUACGAAAAUUACGCCUGGAAACACUAUCCAUUUGCCCUUUAUUCUGUCUGUGUUCCCCCACCCAAAAACCCCGGUUCCCAACAGGGUCCCCCAUUACCGUUUCUAUAGUUAUAUAUAUAUACUAAUAUUUAACUGCAUGUUAUCGAAAAUUAGGCCAAAACAUACGUUUUUCGUGUUUUUUUUGGCGCUUCAUAGGCCGCGCAAGCUUUGUCAAGUUUUACCAAGAGGUUACCUAGCCUAUGCUUAUGCACCGGUACCGUCGUCUUUUUAAUUCACCUCAGGAUAGGCCGUUUGCCCUCUGUUAUUUGCUAGUUAGGUAUCUAGGUAAAAAUAA